AUGUCCCCAUUACGCCUCAGAUCUCCAACCAGCGUGUACAGUGCAGCAGACGCUCUCUGCUCAACUCUUCCUCUCGGAGCUCUGGUUGGUCCCACGGUCAGGCUGGAGAAGGGCCUCGGGUCCAAUCUGCUGAGGAGGAUUUCUUCCAGAAAGUCUCGCCAGCGGAACGACAGUCCUCAGGAGCCCAAUGAGAUGGGGGGAAGUGGAGACGAAAGCGGGACUGGGAGGCUGAGCCGCAGACGGUCUCUUUUUGGCAGCAGGCAUCAGUCCAGGGAUCCACCGAGACCUCCAGCUCAGCCGGAAAGACCCCCGGCUGCAGCUGAGAGACCUGUGCACCAAGAUGACAGGCCUCCUCCACAAGCUGCUGCUCCAGCUCCGGCUCCAGCUCCGGCUCCUGCUCUUCCCUCGCCGCCUGUGAAGAUGCCGCCGAAACGCCCGGACAAAGCAACCAAGCCCAAGCUUCCUCCUCGACCGCUGUCCAAGGUGUUCAGCAGCACUGACCAUGGAGCAGCUGUGUUGCAGGGCUUUGAUCAUUUUCGGGCAGAUACGACUCUCUGCGAUGUCAUACUGGUUCCAGGGGAUAGCAACGAAACCUUCCCAGUCCACAGAGUCAUCAUGGCUUCAUCCAGUGACUAUUUCAAGGCCAUGUUCACUGGAGGCAUGAGGGAGCAGGAUAUGAAAGAGAUCAAACUGCAUGGGGUGACUCAGUUGGGUUUAAAAAACAUUAUAGACUUCAUUUACACAUCCAAAGUCAGCCUGGACAUGAGUAAUCUCCAGGACACCCUGGAGGCUGCAAACUUCUUGCAGGUCAUGCCCGUGCUGAGCUUCUGUAAUCAGCUUCUGAGCAGUGAGAUCACGAUUGAUAACUGUGUGGAAAUCGAACGCAUCGCCACUGACUUGCUUCUGGAGGACGUUAAGUUAAAUAUAGGUCAGUUUGUGAGUUAUAACCUCUCUGCCAUGGUGCAGAGUGACCGUUACCUCCAGCUCUCAGAGACCAGCAUGGCCAACGCUCUGGCCAGCAACUCGCUGGAAGGUUUCUCUGAGCUGGAGCUCUACAACAUCGCCAGAGGAUGGCUGGCCCACGACCACCCCAAACGUCGCUCGUCCAUCUAUUCUUUAAUGCGUCAUAUUCGCUUCCCACUGAUGAGCCCCAAUGAGCUGAUCCAGAUCUCACAGGAUGAUGAGGAAGGAGGCGACUCCAUGAUGCGCUCUGAAACGGCCUGUGUGAACCUCCUGCUUGAGGCCAGCAACUACCAGAUGAUGCCGUUCAUGCAGCCGGCCCUGCAAACUGAGCGGACCCAAAUACGCUCGAACUCCACGCAUAUUCUGGCGCUGGGCGGCGUGAUGAGGCAGCAGCUGGUAGUGAGCCGCGAGCUGAGGCUGUAUGAUGAACACACUGACCACUGGAGGGCCCUUAAACCCAUGGAGGCUCCACGCUACCAACAUGGUGUCGCUCUUCUGGGCGACUUCCUGUUUAUUGUUGGAGGCCAGAGCACAUACGACACCAAGGGUAAGACGGCAAUCGACAGCGCGUACCGCUACGACCCGCGCUUCGACAGGUGGCUUCAGAUUGCUUCACUCAACGAGAAGAGGACGUUCUUCCACCUCAGUGCUUUGAAGGGGAGACUGUUAGCAGUUGGAGGAAGGAACGAGUCCGGAGAGAUCGACACGGUGGAGUGCUACAACCUGAAGAAGAACGAGUGGACGUUUGUGAGCAACAUGAAUGAGCCUCACUACGGUCAUGCCGGAACGGUUCACGGUAACCUCAUGUACAUCUCAGGUGGAAUCACCCGGGACGCCUUCCAGAAGGAGCUUUGGUGCUAUGACGCUGUGGCCGACACCUGGAGCCGACGGGCCGACAUGAGGGAGCUCCGCGGACUGCACUGCAUGUGCACCGUGGGAGACAGACUCUACGUCAUGGGCGGGAAUCACUUCCGAGGCAGCAGUGACUACGACGACGUCCUGGGCUGCGAGUACUACAGCCCAGACACGGACCAGUGGACGGUGGUGGCGCCCAUGUCCCGGGGCCAGAGUGACGUCGGAGUGACUGUGUUUAACGGGCAGAUCUAUGUAGUGGGAGGGUAUUCGUGGAACAGCAGGUGCAUGGUGGACAUCGUGCAGCGGUACGAUCCAGAGCAGGAUGCGUGGGACCGAGUGUUCAACGUGCUGGAGCCUCUGGGGGGGAUUCGGGCCUGUACGAUGACGGUUCAUCUGCCGGAGGGGUCAGUGGACGAGGCUCAGAUACAGGAGUGUCCGCUGCUGCCUACAGCGAAGAGCUGAGCGCACGCCACAGAGCCGAGCCUCUCCUACUCUGACCACCAAAGCAGAAAAGUGAGAUUUGUUUUUGGUGGUUUUGCAAAGUCAAGCUGCCGCUACUAGCAUGGCUAUACAGCAGUACAGUACAAAAACUCAUCUUUGCAUCUUUCUUCAAGCACCAUCUUUAGUAUCAUUUCCUUUCCUUGCACUCACUGUCAGCCAUGCAGCGUCUCUCCGACUCAGCUCCUUGUGGUUCUUUCUCUCUGCAGUUAUGGUAAAUGACAGGAAACGGUCAAUGCAUCCUGACAGAGAGGUCAAACCCACGGAGUAGCUUUGUUUUAUACUGUAGGUCAAAGUCAGGGGCAUUAUAAGAGAUGAGACAAACCAUGUAGAUAAUCUUGAAUAAACUGCAGCAGGAAUGAGUCCUGAUAUACAGGAAUGAGUUUGCAUCUUUGCACUUCUCAGUUUCCCAAUCCCCAGUUGAAGUGUUUUCAAAUGGGAUUUAGAAACGUCUAAUAUAUAAACUCUGUGGGAAUCACAAGCUCAAGACAUUUUCCUUUUUUAUUCCACAAAAUAAACAUCAGUAAAUACAGACGAUACAAAGGUUGUCUGGAAAUGAAACAUCAUCCCACAGAACAUGAAUUUAAAUCUACUCUGAUGUUUUAAUGUUGGCUUUUUACUUCUAGUGAUUAUUAUUUUUCAAAAGUCACAAAAGUGGUUUUCAUUUGUGAAGAUUAUCUUGCUGAACAUGCUAUGUGAAUGUCAUAAAUUCAGUUUUUCUCUGAGCUUAUAUUCUGCAACGGGCUAAAAGUCGAUGGAGUUGGGUUCCCUAAACUCUCAUCAGGCUCCUCCCCUGCUCCUCCAAAUAUGGGUACCUCUGGUAUCAAAAAACCAAGAUGGCGCUGGCCCCAAGAUCAACACAAGGUCUGAGCUCACAGACCAGGAGGUGACGUCAACCGUGUUCUUACUGUGGAAUCAAAGAUAUUAUUUUGCAGCCCACACAGCUUAUCAUGCAGUGUGUGGGAGAAAAUACAAAAUAAAAGCUGAGCUCAUUUCCUCUUGAUUACA
This is a messenger RNA of Limanda limanda (common dab), 3324 nucleotides long. Its product is annotated as kelch-like protein 9. NCBI's taxonomy places the organism in Eukaryota, Metazoa, Chordata, Actinopteri, Pleuronectiformes, Pleuronectidae. Bases 1 to 2280 code for a protein of 759 amino acids. The transcript has 12 exons. Gene Ontology annotation, biological process: protein ubiquitination; regulation of cytokinesis. The record is from RefSeq and is a predicted model, not a curated record. Gene Ontology annotation, molecular function: ubiquitin-protein transferase activity; cullin family protein binding. Gene Ontology annotation, cellular component: Cul3-RING ubiquitin ligase complex.